This is a messenger RNA of Suillus subalutaceus, 2143 nucleotides long. Its product is annotated as glycerol-3-phosphate-acyltransferase. Gene Ontology annotation, cellular component: endoplasmic reticulum membrane. Gene Ontology annotation, molecular function: glycerone-phosphate O-acyltransferase activity; glycerol-3-phosphate O-acyltransferase activity. Gene Ontology annotation, biological process: phospholipid biosynthetic process. The transcript is spliced from 9 exons. The record is from RefSeq and is a predicted model, not a curated record. The coding region runs from base 110 to 1882 and encodes 590 amino acids. Lineage: Eukaryota; Fungi; Basidiomycota; Agaricomycetes; Boletales; Suillaceae.
ACAGUGUUGACUACUGACUCCCACAUAUAUUGCAUCUACAUCUGCCGCGCCUGAAGACAGUCUAGAACCGAUUCUGACCCGCUUUUGCAGCACCGCCACUCACCAUAACAUGAUGAUCGAUCCCGCUAUUCUUUCGUCCAAAUUCCCACACCGUCGUGUUCUACAUUACUGGAGUAAAGCAACACUCUUUGCGAACCCAGUCCUUUCUUGGGUACUUCACUCGUCUGGCAAUAUUCCUGUAGACCGGAAGUCGAAGAACCGUCAAGAUCUAUUCCGGGGAACUAUCGAAGCCCUUGCACGGGGCGAUGCAGUUGCGCUUUUCCCGGAGGGCACGUCUUACACAGAGCCGAGGAUCAUGCAGGUAAAAGAUGGUGCCGCCUGGGCUGCACUAGAAUACACCAAAUGGGCGGCGGAAAACGGAGUGAAGGGGCCUGGGGUCCGGAUCAUCCCCGCCGCUAUCGUGUAUACGAAUAAGUCCAAGUACCGAAGCAGUGUCAUCAUGACGUUUGGUGAACCGGUUUCAAUGGAUGAGUACAAAGAACAAUUCUUUUCGGAUUUAGAAGGGGCGCCACGCGCAGCGGCAAAGCGCCUCACACGUGCUAUCGAGAGGGAGCUGGUUGAGGCAACCAUCAAUGCUCCUGACUGGGAUACCCUUUACAGUGCUCGAAUGGCAAGGGAUCUUCUCUGGGAAGAUGAGCGCUCAAUCGACCUCGAAGAAUUUGUCACGAUUUCGCAGACUCUAGUUGAUCUUUUUUCCACAACGGACGCCACUGCAAACUUCUCGACUGUUCGGCGCCAUCUUUUGGGUUAUUAUUCACUUCUUCAAUCUACUAAUCUUACGAACUCCGUCUUAUCUUCACUUCCACUUCCGCCAAUGCUAUCUCCUUCUCACCCAACCCCUCUUCCGUCACGGUUGUUAACACUCUCUGUGCUUAUUCGCGACACGCUUGCUGCCCUCACUCGCCUUCCCUUCUUCCUCGUUCCCCUUUUACUUCACACACCGGUAUAUGUCAUGGGUCGAAUUGGCGCUGGUUUAGUCGAGCACGAAGAGGAGACUCAGGCACAGAACAAAGCUGUUUUUGGCUUGUUAUCGUGCAUGAUGAUUUACCCUGCUACGUUCUGGGCGCUCUGGGCGAUGCUCUGGUACACAGGCACUGGUGCUCUUGUAGCAGCGUUCACAGUCUGGGCGUUUGCAUAUUAUCAUAAUAGAUUAAUCAAUGAUAUCUACAUGAAUCUCAAGCGUGUGAUUGCAGCAUGGCGAGUUCUUGUUGGUGUCUGGGCACCUAGGCGAUGGGAGCUUUCUAUGUCUGCAUUGUCUCAAUAUACAACCCCGCUAGUACCUCCUGAGAACCCUUGGAUCGACAAGAAUCGUGCAAACUCCUCCACUCCGGGCGCAUCAUCGGGGACGCUACGCUCCUUACCAACACAGUUUGCCGAUGAGCCGCCAGUCAAGAUCGCACCCCGUCGAAGGCCUUCGUCAAGAAGAAUCAUGAAGCAUUUGCUCCGGGCACGUGGAGAGGCUGUGAAGGCUCUCGCUGGGUUCCUGACGACCCUAGAGGCAAGCGGAGAUGGGAAGAAUGUGAUCGCGAGCAUCCACUUGGCAAAGAGGUUCGGCUGGGUUGAAGAAAAUUCACCCACCUCUUCGACAGACGAUGGGAGAGAUGGCGAUGCAUUACCUGACGCCAAGGGAUACAGGCGAGCACGCGAGGUGAUCGCAUUUCUUCGUGCUCGUGGUGCGAAGAUCGCAACUUUGGAUAGGAAGAUCGAGGGAGACUGGGCACUCAGUAGUGAUGACGAAGGUACGCCAGGUGACAGUGAGAAAGAUGAGGAAGACCUGGUGUGGAUGCCGAGUAGCACAGGUCUCAAGCAAGAGGAAGACUAGCGUACACAUGCUAGGAUGAUCGAGGGAUGUGUGUACUUCUGGGACUCAUACUUAAUCAAGGGUGACCUUUGCCUCGCAUCGAUUUGGCUGCUAUAGGUUGCAUUCUUGUCACCCCUCAUUUGUUCCUGCCAUUUCGGGGAAGGUACACAACUAACAGCACCCCGUUUCCACCCGAAGACAUGGUCUCAGCCCUGAAGAUCUCCUAUGUAUGGUCAAUUUAUCUUUUAGGAAAUAUUCCGGUACUCGGACGGCAAUUAACGA